Spodoptera exigua (beet armyworm) is the source of this 736-nucleotide messenger RNA. The record is from the annotation of a GenBank genome assembly. NCBI's taxonomy places the organism in Eukaryota, Metazoa, Arthropoda, Insecta, Lepidoptera, Noctuidae.
UGUGAACAUCGAUGACCGCAUCCGUAAUAUCGACAUCGUUUAUUUGCUGUCGUUUGACAUUACGUUAGAUGCUGGAGAAAUGUAUAAAAGAUAAUGAUGCGUAUGAAGAUGCAUCAGUCGCCCAUCAGCCACCGAACCAAACUUACCAAAAUGAAAUCGAUCAUCUUAGUUGCCCUCGCGCUUGUGGCCAUCGCCGUGGCCGCCCCCUCUGACCCUGUGCCCCAGAUCUUACGUUCUGACUUCAAGCAGGAGGUCGAUGGUAACUACCAGUUCGGAUACGAAGUUGACAAUGGUAUCGUCCGUGAAGAGGUUGGUGAAGUGAAGGAAGCUCUGGAUGAGGAGAACAAGCCCCACAAGGUUGUUACUGUUCGUGGAUCCUACAGCUUCCCCGGAGAGGACGGCAAGCCCAUCUCCGUCAGUUACUACGCGGACGAGAGCGGAUUCCACGCGGAAGGAGACUCCAUUCCCAAGCCCGCCAGGAGAUAAGCUACAAAAUACAUCGCGCAGAUGAAUGAUCAAUUGAUUAACGAAGAGAUCAAUUAAUUGGUUGUUCAUCAGCUACCAUGUUAAGGACCUGAUAACGAUUAAGGAAUUUAUAUAAUGAUUACGAUGAGGCAAGAGUGUGGUGCGGAAGAUCGCCCGCGCUUGUCUUUCGUGGCCCGUUGGUACUUGUCACUCACUGCCAUAUUUUUGUACGUUUUUAUAUUAUUUGUUGUGAUGUAGCAAUUAAAUUUCA